UCUUUUUUCAUUGCCUGUGCCAUAUAGAAAAAGGAGCAAUGGCAUAUGCUGAAUCCUCUGGCAUUCAUUCUCCUGUAGAUGUUGUUGGCCAGCCUGUCGGAGUUUUUCACCCAAGUGUUUGGGGAGAUUUCUUCAUAACCCAUACGCCAAUGCCUUCCUCUGAGCUUGAAAAGAUAAAGAAAAGGAUUGACGAGCUUAAGGAAGUGAUAAAGAAGCAGCUUAGAGACACAAGUGAUGAACUUGAAUCUUUAGAAAUGAUUGAUGCAAUCCAUCAUCUGGGAGUGGCCUAUCAUUUUGAAGUGGAGAUCAACGAUACUUUGAAGAAAAUACAUAGAGAUGGCUUCGAAGAGAGUAAAGAUCUACACACUAUAGCGUUGGGAUUUCGACUAUUGAGGCAGCAACGAUUUCUAAUUUCAGCUGACAUAUUCAACAAGUUUAUGAAAAAAGGAGAUUUCGAUGAAAGCUUGAAGCGUGAUGGAAAAGGGUUGUUAAGCCUCUAUGAAGCUGCCCAUCUUGGAACACAAAAUGAGAAAAUAUUAGAAAAUGCUGUAAAAUUUGCAAGAACUCAUCUCAAAUUGAUGUUAGGCAAUAUGGACAAAAAUUUUGCAACAAUAACAUCAAGAGCUUUAGAAAGACCAAGGUUUAGAAGAUCUGAAAGGUUAGAAGCAAGAGAAUACAUAUCAAUUUUUGAAGAAGAAAAAAAUAGAAGUGAACUUCUAUUAGAGUUUGCAAAAUUGGACUUCCAUUUAGUACAAUCAAUUCAUUUGGAGGAACUUUUACACUUAACCUUAUGGAAGAAUUCAAUAGCUCUUUCUGAAAACCUACCAUUUGCACGAGAUAGAUUGGUUGAGUUAAACUUUUGGAUGACCGGCACAUACUUUGAACCAAGUUAUUCUCGUGCAAGAAUAAUGGCUACAAAAUUAAUUGUAUUAACAUCAAUACUUGAUGAUAUUUACGAUCAAUACGGAACACUUGAAGAUCUUGAAUUGCUUACUGAGAAAAUUGAAAGAUGGGAACUACUGAGAGUUGACCAGUUACCGAAGUAUUUGCAAUGCUUUUGCAUGUCUCUUUAUAAAACAUUCAAAGAUUUCGACGACGAGCUGUCAUUUGAGCAAAAUUCAUUUCGCGUGCGAUUCCUUGAAAAUGAGAUGAAAAAGUUGGCGCAUGCAUUUUUUGUUGAAGCAAGAUGGGGAAAUGAACAUUAUAUUCCCAAUAUACAAGAACACUUGCAUAUCUCUCUUUGCAGUUGUGCAUAUCCAUUGGUAUUUUGUGCAUUAUUUCUUGGUAUGCACGAGGUGAUUCCAUUGAAUGUAUAUGAAUGGUUGACAGAAUUUCCUGAGAUUGUCAAAGCUUCUUGUAUUAUCUGCAGAAUUAUGAAUGAUAUUACUUCCGAUGAGCAUGAAGAGAGAGACAAUCAUUUUGCUACCAUAGUUGAGAGCUACACAAAGGAGAAAAAAUGCACAAAAGAAGAAGCACGCGACAAGCUAAGGGUAAUGGUGGAGGAUGCAUGGAAAACAUUGAAUCAAGAGUAUCUACUGUCCAAUUUACCACUCUUUAUAGUUCAAAUUGUCAUCAAGCUCUCACGUAUGCUCGAGCUUUUCUACAAGGAUAAAGACAAUUACACUAAUCCCUUUGGCUUUAUAAAAGAUAAGAUCAAAUUACUAAUGGUGGACCCUAUUUUGUCCAAUUUGGAAUAAAUUGUUCAUACGAAUGAUUACCUGAACCACAUGCUAAUAAUUAUCUCAUUAAGCACUUAAUUAUUAUUGUGCUGUGAUAAAAGUAAGUUCUAUAAUGGAAAGAUGGAUAAGCUGCUUUCUAAAUUUAUUGGGCAAUUGACCACGAAAUAAUAGAGCUGUGCA
This is a messenger RNA of Dendrobium catenatum, 1859 nucleotides long. RefSeq names its product alpha-humulene synthase-like. The coding region runs from base 39 to 1697 and encodes 552 amino acids. The record is from RefSeq and is a predicted model, not a curated record. NCBI's taxonomy places the organism in Eukaryota, Viridiplantae, Streptophyta, Magnoliopsida, Asparagales, Orchidaceae. The transcript is spliced from 7 exons. Gene Ontology annotation, biological process: diterpenoid biosynthetic process. Gene Ontology annotation, molecular function: terpene synthase activity; magnesium ion binding.